This is a messenger RNA of Gregarina niphandrodes, 237 nucleotides long. RefSeq lists its product as hypothetical. The transcript has a single exon. NCBI's taxonomy places the organism in Eukaryota, Apicomplexa, Conoidasida, Eugregarinorida, Gregarinidae. The coding region runs from base 1 to 237 and encodes 78 amino acids. The record is from RefSeq and is a predicted model, not a curated record.
AUGGCACCUGGGGAGCUGGUGUGUAAGGCCGUGCAGGACGAAGCUGACAAGCAAGGCGUCGUCUGCACGCCAUUCCCCCAACAGUGUACCUGGAACCCAUCGACGCCCAGCGGGCGGCGACCGGAUGGGUUCCUCGAGCUCAGCGAGAAAGACGCAGGCGCCAUCGUCCAGGCCGAGAUGGACGAGCACAUCAAGUACUGGUUAACCUCGGCGACUUGGUCAAGUCCUACCGCUUGA